CUGGAAGGGGUGUGGGCUGGGCUCGGGAAGCCGGUGGUUUAUAAAGCAGCAGAAACCCUGCCCUGAGCAGAGCAUUCCAGCAGUCAACACUAUGAAGGGGACACUGCUUGUGCUGGCCUUGCUGGUGACUGGAGAGCUGGGCUUCAAGACAGCAGAAGCUUGCCCUGCUUUUUAUGGAAUCUUUUCUUUGCUGGCCCUUGGAAACAAGCAACUAUUGGACAUCUCCCUUGAUCUUGUCAAUGCUACCAAACCAGAAAAGGCAGGCUUUGAAAAACUCCAGGCUUGCUACAAUGAGAGGGGAGUCAAAGCCAAGUUGCUGGACCUGAAAGCCCUGAGCUCCAUCACCUUAAGCAAAGAAUGCAUCAGCUCUGCACUGAACAUGGUGAAGAAUGAUGUCAAACAAAGACUUUCCAAGCUGAACCCUUUGGGGAGAUGAAUCUUUGCCUGAUCUGAGCUCCCUCAUCCUGUUCUGUUCUCCCUCUCACCUGAAGCUGGAAUCCAGACACCUGUCCCCACCUGAUUCUUUGUUAGGCUGACUCUAAUAAAACACUUGCAGC
This is a messenger RNA of Lemur catta (Ring-tailed lemur), 557 nucleotides long. Its product is annotated as major allergen I polypeptide chain 2-like. The transcript has 3 exons. Lineage: Eukaryota; Metazoa; Chordata; Mammalia; Primates; Lemuridae. Bases 92 to 436 code for a protein of 114 amino acids. The record is from RefSeq and is a predicted model, not a curated record.